Molecule: messenger RNA, 2601 nt
Organism: Antechinus flavipes (yellow-footed antechinus)
Lineage: Eukaryota; Metazoa; Chordata; Mammalia; Dasyuromorphia; Dasyuridae
Product: G-protein coupled receptor 12-like
Exons: 2
Coding region: 190-1308 (372 amino acids)
Biological process (GO): G protein-coupled receptor signaling pathway
Cellular component (GO): membrane
Molecular function (GO): G protein-coupled receptor activity
Source: RefSeq, a predicted model, not a curated record
GCUUUAUCAGCAGACCCAAUAGGGAAAGAAUAUUAAGCGAGAGUCAGGAGCAGAGCUUUAUUAGCAGCCUUAACCAGGAGUGAGGCUCCAGAUCCAGACUGGUCGGAGGAGGAGAAAGGAACAGCAGUCUUCAAAGGUUCGGCCGAGCCUUGAUCGUGGGACGGACCAGCCGGCCAACCCGGCCUGAAAAUGGUCCCCUCUCCGACGCAGACGCCUCUCCAGUCGCCUCUGGCGCUCUUGCUCCACGCCUCAGCUGCCACCGGCCCCAACCCCGGACCAGGCACCAGCUCCAGCACUGCCGCGGACGCCUCCUCUCCUCCCCCUACAGAGGGCAGCCCCUGGCCCCCCAACGGCUCGUGGCCGGUGGGCCGUGGCCGGGGUCUGGGAAGUGGGGAGGGGGUGAGCCCUUGGGACAUCGCGCUGUGCGCGGCGGGCUCAGUGGUGGCCUGCCAGAACGCCCUGUUGCUGGCCGUGCUCUACUUCACUCGCAGCCUUCGGGCUCCCACUUUUUUGCUUAUAGGUAGCCUCGCCCUGGCCGACUUCCUGGCUGGCGCGGGCCUGGUGGCCGACUUCGUGGUCAGAAGCGUGAUGGAUCCGGUGAGCGACGCGGCGGUCCUGGGUUUGGCCGGCGUACUGCUGACCGCCUUUUCGGCCUCCGCUUGCAGUCUGCUGGCCAUCACGGUGGAUCGCUACCUGUCCUUGUACAGCGCUCUCACGUACCAGGCCGAACGCACCCUGCCCUUCACCUGUGGCUUCCUGGCGGCAAUCUGGCUCACUUGUCUCGGCAUCGGCUCUCUUCCCGCUCUAGGCUGGCACUGCCUGGACGCCCCCGAGACCUGCAGCGUCCUGAGGCCCCUGACCAAGGAUCAGGCGGCCGGGCUGUCCGUGUCCUUUCUGUUCCUCUUCUCCUUUAUCCUCCAUCUCUACCUGCAGAUCUGCCGGGUCGCCUUCCGCCACGCGCAGCAGAUCGCCGUCCAGCGCCACAUCAUCAACAACGCGGGCUCUCCCAUGCAGUCCAUCUUCUGCCUGGUGGCCGGCACCCGCAAGGGCGUGUCCACCCUCUCUCUGAUCCUGGCCACCUUCGCCUUCUGCUGGGUGCCCUUGGCCAUCUACGCCUUGGUAGCUGACCCUUCCUAUCCCCAGGUCUACACCUACUGCCUGGCGCUGCCGGCCGCCUGCCACUCGGCCGUUAACCCGGUGGUCUACGGCUUUCGCAACCCGGAGAUCCAGCGGUCUCUGUGCGUUGCCUAUACCACCUACUUGCGCCCCCUCCUCACUCGUUUCCGGGCUGCCAUCGGCCACGUGUGAGGCUCCGGGCAAAGGAGUGGGGCGAAGGUCCGGGAGGAGAGGCUGAGGAGUGUCAAGGGGUUGGAGGAGGAAGGGAUUAGAUCAGGGCUUCUCGGCUGAGAGGUCCCGGGCCAGAGGAGGGGCGAGGAACCCCAAAGGCAGAGGGUCCGCGUGAGCACAGAGGAAAGUGGGGAGAGGUGGAGUGAGAGAGCCCUUCUGGGCUAGAGCUGCCCCUUCGUGAUGACAUCAGCCUCUGGCCUUUCGCCCCCUUACCUUGCUGCCUCCCUCCCGGGGUGCAAGGCCUUCCCCCCCAACUCAGCUCCAUGCUUUUACCCGCUCUAACUCGAGCGGUUUCACGCUGGCUUCUCUGUGCGCAUUUGUGCGUGUUUGUGCGUGUUUGUGCCUGUGUUGGUGGAAGCAGGAGCACUAGCCCCAGAUUCUUCAACUCGAGGCGGGGGCUUGCUGAGAUGUCCCCUCAACCUUCCGAGGAACCCUAGGCUUGGAAGAGAGAAAGAACAGGAUCCCCUGGGGAAAAUGAGGGUUGGGUUCCUCAACUGGAAAUGGGGGGAUGCUUCUCCCUUGCUGCCCCCCCUCUCUCCUUCCCUCCCCCUCAGUUCCUAUUCCCUAUUUCCCUUCCCCAAUUCAAAAUGGGCAUUCUGCCCCUUCAGCACCUCUGGAGCGUUGUUUCAGCACCAGCAAGCAUGAGAGCUCCCGGCUGGGAGAAGUCUUGAGUUCUACAAAGCAAGUUACCUGGGGAGGUUGCAGGCUUGCUUCCUCCCUCUCAAGAAGGGUAUGACGUCCUGGAAGAACUGAAAGAAAGGAAAAAAACAAAAAAACAAAAAAACAAAAAAAAAAACUUCUGCGUCGUUGUUAGUUGGACAUUAAAUUGCCAUUCCAGAGAUGGCUGGCUCCCCUAACUCCCCAUCUUUGUAGAGUUUACAAUGCACUUUGGAAGAUUCUCCUUCCUGGCAAAGAGAAUCGGGUGAUCAUUUUCGAAGUACAAAGCCCAUCCCACCCUCCAGGUUCAGAAGGAGCUACCCCCCACUGACACUGCCCAAGAAAGUAUUAGGAUCCCACUGGGGAGGUGGGGUGGGAAUUUGAGUGUUUACAGGAUGUGACUGUGGGAGCCAGGAAGAGAUGGAGGAGAGUGCAAGAAUAGAUGUUUAGAACUCAAUAUGCCCUUCUUCCCCUGCUAUUUCCACCUGUGUAUCUUGCAAUGUGUCUAUAGUAAAUUUUUAAGGAGCCUUGGAUUGCUUGCUCUCCCAUCUUGUGCCAGGUUGUGGUGCAAAAUAAAGUCUUUUACCUGCAAAUCAA